Messenger RNA from Chenopodium quinoa (quinoa), 3093 nucleotides. Its product is annotated as protein MICRORCHIDIA 6-like. Gene Ontology annotation, cellular component: nucleus. Gene Ontology annotation, molecular function: ATP hydrolysis activity. The transcript is spliced from 22 exons. The record is from RefSeq and is a predicted model, not a curated record. NCBI's taxonomy places the organism in Eukaryota, Viridiplantae, Streptophyta, Magnoliopsida, Caryophyllales, Amaranthaceae. The coding region runs from base 572 to 2533 and encodes 653 amino acids.
GAACCAAAAAAAAAAAAUAAAUCAGAAUUUCAAAUUCAUUCUUCUCUUCACUUUUUCUCCAACCUAAAUUUAGAAAUUGCGGUUUAAUAGUACCAAGUUGUCUAAUGGUACUGCGAAAUGAUAGAGGUACUAUUACUAAUAGUAAUUAAACAACCACCAAUAUUAAUUGUUAACCAUUAAUAUUGUAAUAAAGUUGGUGUAAUGAACCAUAUGAUAUAAUCAAACACGACCAAAUUAGCAAGACAAGCCACUUUGGUAUAUAUUCUUCAUGUCCUACUCCUGCUAUUCAUUAAUAAAACCCAUUUACUCCACAAGAUCAAACUUCUCCAUUUUUUCGAUUUCAUGAAAACAGGAAAACCAAAUUAUCUUGGGAAUCACGUGACCCUCUUUCCAUAUAUAGACAUGUAUCUCGUGACAAAGGAGAAGGGUAAUUGGGUAAUUUACUGUUACUCCUCCAUUGUCUCUCUACUUUUCGUCCAUCCAACAUGCAAAUUCAGGUUUUUGGACAUAGGCUCACAUUUGUUUGCAGUGAGCUUUAGGUUGUCCAUUGACAUAUACACUGGUGAAAAGAAUGGGAGAAGGUGGUAUGAUUUAUGUGAAGUCCGAAUCAGAAGGCAAUAGACCUUUAAUUCAACAUGAAGAAUCUCACAUGCCUUAUCUGGUCCGUCCAGGGUUGGAUGCCCAACCUCUAGUUGAUAAUACCAGUUUCUCUGCACCACCUUUAUGUCCAGCACCCCUCUGCCGACAAUUCUGGAAAGCUGGAAACUAUGACGACGAGUUUGUUUCCAAGUCUCGGGACCAAAAUAGAAAUAACUAUUUGCAUGUUCAUCCCAAGUUCCUUCAUUCAAAUGCCACUUCUCAUAAGUGGGCUUUUGGAGCUAUUGCCGAACUUCUCGACAAUGCAAUUGAUGAGAUACAAAAUGGAGCUUCUCAGGUCAUUAUUGAUAAAAUUUCAAAUCCAAGAGAUGGGAGUCCAUCUUUGUUCUUUCAAGAUAAUGGAGGUGGAAUGAGUCCAGAGGCAAUUCGGCGCUGUAUGAGUUUUGGAUUUUCAGACAAGAAAUCUAAAUCUGCAAUUGGAAGAUAUGGAAAUGGAUUCAAGACUAGCACAAUGAGACUUGGAGCUGAUGUAAUUGUCUUCAGUCGCCAUGUAAACAACAGGACAAUUACUCAAAGCAUUGGUCUCCUUUCUUAUACAUACUUGUCUCAGAACGGCCUAGAUAGGAUAGUAGUACCUAUGGUUGAUUACGAGUACAACGAGUCAACUGACACCUUCAUACCUCUACCUCACUACCACGGAGAGCAAUUUCAGUCGAGUAAGUCCAUCAUCUUGCAGUGGUCACCAUAUUGCAAUGAGAUGGACCUUAUGAAGCAGUUUGAUGACAUUGGAUCUCAUGGAACUAAAGUUGUUGUUUUCAAUUUAUGGUUUACUGAUGACGAGACUCUGGAGUUUGAAUUUGACAGUGAUCCUCAGGAUAUUUGCCUGCAAGGUUCUGAUGAUUUUAAGAAUAUAAAAAUGAAAAAUUCAACAAUUGAAGAGCAUACUGGCAUCCGAUACCAUUAUUCCCUCCGAGUAUACUUGUCCAUCUUAUACUUGAGGAUUCCACAGAGUUUCACUAUUGUACUGCGUGGGAAAGCGGUGGAGCAUCACAGUGUAGCAAGUGAUCUCAAAUAUCCAGAGUUCAUCCUGUACAGACCUCACACUGGGGGCACUAAGGAGGCUGAAGUAUUAGCAACAAUAGGGUUUAUCAAGGAAGCUCCUCAUGUCAACAUCCAUGGCUUCUGUGUUUAUCAUAAAAACCGUCUUAUACUGCCAUAUUGGCAAGUUGUAAGCUACGAUAGGAGUAGAGGAAGAGGUGUUGUAGGGGUCUUGGAAGCGAACUUUAUAGAGCCUACUCAUAACAAGCAAGAUUUUGAGAGGACUUCCCUCUUUCUAAAGCUCGAAGCUCGAUUGAAGGACAUGACAUGGGAAUAUUGGGAUUUUCACUGUGGACUUAUUGGCUAUCAAAUUAAAAAACCAAUUCGAGCACCUGUAUCUUCACUAGACUUAUCUGAUGUGUGCCUAAGUAAUGCUAGACAUGAACCUCUUGAAACAAAUAGAAGUUUGAAUUUUGGUCGAGCACCAAUUCAUCAGGCUGAUCCUGUGGUUAAUUUGCUUGCUGAAUCUGUUUUUCAAAGAGAUCAAAGCAUCCAACAGCGUGGUAUUAAGAGGACGCAAGAAAAUGUUUUGUUUGCUCUUGACAAGGGGAGAGUGCAUGUCAGAACUGAAUCUGACAUUAACAACGCUGGUUGCUCUGUGGAAGUUCAGCCUGCCUCUCUGGCUGCCAACCUGAUGAAUGAAAAAGGGGCGGUGGUAAUGAUGCAGGAAAAUAAGAACCUUCUCGCAAAAUGUUUAGAAUACGAGAAGGCUGAGGAAGAGCUCAAUAACAAGGUAUUACUGCUCAGUAAGGAGCUUAAACUGGCACAGCAUGAAUAUGAGAGGAUGCUAAUUGUACUUCAAUCGCUCGAUGUUGUCAAACCUGAAUUGGAUGUGUAAAGCAUGAUAAAGUCUGAUGCAAUAACAGGAUGAGUCAUUUUUUGACUGUUUUUUGUGCCAAGUAACGUGUGAAGAGAUACUGCUGGGAGGCCUUGAUCUUUCAAUAAUAAGAUGUGCAUUGAAGGAGAGGCCUCCGCGCUCUGAACAAAAUUUUUGACAGGUGCUGUUACUAAGCAGUCAAACUGAUAUCACUGUCAAAAGAAGCUAUAUUAGUGCAUGGGUGAUGCUGGAGCUACAAGUCGCGAAACCAGGCCCUUGGAUUGUUUUUGUGACAGUGCUCUCUUAGGAUAAAUGGGAGCUAGAGGAAUAGUAAAUUAUAAAUUUGUCAAUAGUAGAGCAUUAAGCUAGUAUGCAGUAUAUAGCAUUUUAUUAUCAAACAAGGCACAUAAUUUGGAAUAGUUGCUUUGAGCUUAAAUGCUUAAGUAGCCAGUUUUUGGCAAAUAUCUUAUGAAGCCACAUAAUUUGAAAUAGCUACUUUGAGCAGCAUUUUUGUUUAGAAAAUUAGUAAUUUAUUUUUACAUAUACUUUCAAUAGCUCAUAAGAAGUAGUUAAUACAAAUG